AGGCACCAGUGCAUCACGGAGGUCACAACUUUCGCUUGGUCAUGGUCAUUGACCUCUUCAUUGGGAGCUCUCUCUCUCGCGCUUGACACACUUGUUGCAUCGAAAACAACACAUGUAUUACGUGUCACGUAAUUGAGUAGUUGUUCUUUCCUGCUAGUCACAAGAACAACGACUUAAGUAGUAACUGGCCUUACAACGAUAACGACCAUAUUUCUAUAACGAAGACCACAUUUUAUAUUUAUUACAACUUAUUCUGACAUUAUUUUUUCAUCCUACAAGAACAAGAACGAACGAGGACAACGACGACAAAUAAAAUGGCUCCUUCCAAACCCACAUUGGUUUAUUUUAAGGCCGCUGGCCGUGUUACGGGCGCUCGGAUGGCACUCUUCAACGCAUACGGAAAGGAUGGCUGGGAUAACGUCAUGCUCACCUUUGAUGAGUUUGUUAUGAAGGGGCUUCACUAUUUGUUUCAGGGAACAUUAUGAAUAAUGUACUUACGUUAAGUACAUGUACUUGUACAUGCUAGGUACGUCACGACAGCCACAAUACUUUUGAGACUUGAAAUGGAUGUCAUCCGCGGGGGGGACAACAGGGCAACAGUUGUACCAGACUUUGAGAAGUUGCACAUCAAUACAAGUACAACUUAUUAGUACCUAGCUGAAGGCGCUGUAAAAACGUCUCUGGGGACGUCAAUAAGCUCGUCUAACACCAGUGCUGAAAAGAAGAAGCACGCAGCGGGAGAAGCCGACUGCGCUUUGAAAACUCCGAUGGGCUAUCUGCCGCAACUAGAAAUGCCGGAAGGAAAAGUGGUACUUGGAGAUUCAGAAAAAAGAAAAACAACAAGAACAAGGACGAUAAGGAAUGUCUAUUUUGUUACGAAGAUUGCCAUUGCUCCUCCCGGCUGCAGCAGCGUUUGUGGAUUCAUAGAGUAGUGAUCUCAAUCCUUACAUGUGUUACGAUUGCUUGAGGAAGGAGCUGAGGCUGACAGGGGGGUGGUGUAUAUUACAUGAUGAUGCGAUGAUCUUCUUUUCAAUUGGUCUAUAAAGUCAGAAGUCCACGAGGACGACCAUAAUGAUAUAUUUCCUACUUGAUCCAUCCUCGACUUCUUCCAGACAGUUGUUUACUAUAAUAUGCCAAGUGCUUGCACUUGCUUGCUCCUCACAACUGCAAUUCUAGAUCUUGAAGAAAAGAAAUAUCAACUGCACGUCGUCCUUGUUGAAAUUCUACUUCCUUCCUAGAUUUAACUCAAACACACCAUUGUUUUGCACGUUAGUACUUUGCACCACAUCGUCCUUGUUCUUGAAAUUCUGCACCACAUCGUCCUUCUUCCUAGAUAACCCAAACACCUUGUAUCGCACGAUGGGCGGCGAAACAAGGUGCGAACCCGCUCUACCCUUCGGACCCGAUGGAUCAACUUCUAACGGAAGAAAUCAUCGACGUUGCUUUAUGAACUCAUGGCUCUAACGGAAGAAAUUAUCGACGUUGCUUUAUGAACAAUAGUAGAGAUGAACAAGUAGUACUGUUUUUAUACAGCCACAUGAUCAUGAGUCAUGUUCUAUCUGUUCUUGUACUAGAACCACAUUUUUAAUGUUGUUGUGUUCUACUAUCUGUAGAUGUAGAAGUUCUUGGUUUAAUAGUACCUAGUAUCUUCUAAUGCCUCAAGAGAUUCUCGCGAGAUCGCCAAGCGACCCAGACACGGAAGUGAAACUGCAGAAACGCAAAGAGUACUCAGAGGGUUUCAUGAAGCAAGCUAUGACCUAUUUGGAAUCGAAGUUCGCAGCUAAUGCAUCAACGAGCUUUUUCAUACGAGGAUCGACUUACGGACUGGCCGAUUUUAAGAGAAGAAGUUAAAGUCCUUUUACUCGGUAGUGCUCUCACUCCGACGCAGAAAUUGAUGAAGUUUCUUGUUAGAUGAGUAAGGUAAUGCUAAUUGACUGUAAUAGAAAUACAACUUUGUUCUUCAUCGCUGCUGGUGUUGUUGAGUAAGAACGUUGUGAACAAGUCAUAGACUGGGUACUACUACUACAGCUGCUUAAUUGAUUCUACCAACAAGGUCAAGACUAAGAUGAAGACGAGGAUCUCACAAUUCUUCUAGUUGAAAUUUUUCUUGUUUCAGUUAAAUGAAAAUUUCUAAGUCUUGCUACGUGCUGAUGGUAACCUCAAUGGUCGCAUCCGGCGAGUUUGAUGGUAUUCCGCCAGAAUACUUGGACAAUUUUCCUCUCGUCAAGGCGCAUCGAGAGAAAUGCCUCGCCGAAGUAGAACUCGUAAAGAACUAUGUCGCUGAAGGAUACAUGAUGUGAUGCUUCAUUGAAUGUAGUACUACUACGAGGACCUACGUGUUAUACUUGAUGCUAGACGUACUUUUCAUCUGCAUGAUCUACUAGUAUUUCUAUCCUAGUAAGUGCGAAGAUUUAUAUAAAAGAAUACCGAGGACGAGGGCCGACGACCCUCGGGCACCAGUAGCAUCACCAGACAAGUUACUUGUAAGCAGCUAACUCAACCCUCUUGCUCUUUAUCAUUUUUGUAUCCGGUUCUUUCGGUUACGGCGGGUUGAACGUGAGCGACAACGAUACAUGCGUGGUUUGACUCAACCAGGAUGAGAAGCCAGGAGAUGCCUACAUUUUUUAGCAACACGUGUAAAAUAAAUUCCAUCCUUGUACUAUCCUCGGGUUUCAUUUUCUUCAAUCAGAAGCCGUGUGAUAAUCAUAAUGAUCGUGAG
This is a messenger RNA of Amoebophrya sp. A25, 2719 nucleotides long. The record is from the annotation of a GenBank genome assembly. NCBI's taxonomy places the organism in Eukaryota, Dinophyceae, Syndiniales, Amoebophryaceae.